GAUGUGUUAGCGGAAACACGCUAUGCUCCGUUUGGAAAGAUGGCUGCGUCCAGUUUGACGGGUCUUUGCAGAAGAGCCUCAGCGGUCCUGAAAGCUACCAAGUUGCUAAUAUGUCCCAAGGCCGCUGCCAGCCCAGGAUAUUCUCUUAGUUUGUUGCCUAAGAAUGCACCAGAUAUCACAUCCCUUCAGCAACGUAAGUCACUUCACACCACAUUGCCAAGGAAAGGACUCGAAGAAUUUUUUGAUGACCCAAAGAAUUGGGGGGAAGAAAAAGUAAAAUCUGGAGCUGCAUGGACCUGUCAACAGUUACGGAAUAAAAGUAACGAAGAUUUACAUAAACUUUGGUAUGUCCUGCUGAAAGAAAGGAACAUGCUUCUCACUCUGGAACAGGAGGCCAAGCGGCAGAGUUUGCCAAUGCCAAGUCCAGAGCGGUUAGAAAAGGUGGUUGACUCCAUGGAUGCAUUAGAUAAAGUUGUCCAGGAGAGAGAAGAUGCUUUACGGCUUCUUCAGACCGGUCAAGAAAAAGCAAGGCCUGGUGCCUGGAGGAGGGACAUCUUUGGAAGAAUCAUCUGGCACAAGUUCAAGCAAUGGCCUAUUCCUUGGUACCUAAAUAAAAGAUACAACAGGAAACGGUUCUUUGCAAUGCCUUAUGUGGAGCGUUUUGUCAGACUAAGACUUGAGAAACAAGCCCGCACAACAGCAAGAAAGAAAAGCUUACAGAAGAAGAAAGAAAAAAUUCUUCAGGAAAAAUUUCCACAUCGUUUUGAAGCUCAGAAGUCAAGACUUAUUUAAUAUGAACUCUUAAAGCUCUGUUUUGUUUUUCUUCACGGUGGUCUGUAUACUACGUAUAUGUUAAGUGGUUUAUAAAGCAAUCAUGUUUCUGAACAAA
Messenger RNA from Jaculus jaculus (lesser Egyptian jerboa), 889 nucleotides. RefSeq names its product mitochondrial ribosomal protein L47 (gene Mrpl47). The transcript is spliced from 7 exons. Gene Ontology annotation, cellular component: mitochondrial large ribosomal subunit; mitochondrial ribosome. The coding region runs from base 40 to 792 and encodes 250 amino acids. NCBI's taxonomy places the organism in Eukaryota, Metazoa, Chordata, Mammalia, Rodentia, Dipodidae. The record is from RefSeq and is a predicted model, not a curated record. Gene Ontology annotation, biological process: mitochondrial translation. Gene Ontology annotation, molecular function: structural constituent of ribosome.